Messenger RNA from Hyalella azteca, 1290 nucleotides. RefSeq lists its product as uncharacterized. The transcript is spliced from 6 exons. Lineage: Eukaryota; Metazoa; Arthropoda; Malacostraca; Amphipoda; Hyalellidae. The coding region runs from base 193 to 1044 and encodes 283 amino acids. The record is from RefSeq and is a predicted model, not a curated record.
UGCCGCUCCCAGUCGUUAAUGAUAAUUCAAAUAAAAUUCAUUUUCCAGAGAUGAUUAACUUGAUUAAAAUCUUUUGAGUUCUCCCGUGACGGUGCAGAGUGACGGAAUGUGAUUUCAAGAAGAUGCUUCUGCAUUAAAAAUUUUACAAGGAUUAGGCCUGCUUUCCUGAAGAGUUCUCAAAAGAUUACAUAAAUGAUGAUCUUCUUUAUACACCUCGCGAUUUGCGCAGCAGGUUGGAGCGGCGCGCAUGCGCUAAAGCUGCGCCAGGUGUCGGUGCCGGGCUACAGCCGCACAGGUGACACCGUCUCCCUGCACUGCGACUUUGACCUGGAGGGCGACCAGCUCUACAACGUCAAGUGGUACAAAGGCGUCAAGGAGUUCUUCAGAUACGUGGCCGCCGACUCCCCACCCAAACAAGUCUUUGACUUGCCAGGAGUAGUUGUCGAUCGUGACAGGAGCAGCAUGGACAAGGUGGUACUGAGCAGCGUCACGCCCCUCAGCUCGGGCCUCUACAAGUGCGAGGUGUCGGCCGAGGCUCCCAGCUUCCAUACCGACUCCGGCUCCGGCAAGCUCCUUGUAGUCGACCUGCCGUCCUCCCCGCCCCGCGUGACGGGCGUGCGUCGUCUCUACCACGCGGGCGACGCGGCCGCCCUCAACUGCUCCUCGCGGUCCAAGCCAGCGGCCGCCCUCAGCUGGUACAUCAACGACAUCAAGGCCGAGCAGGCGUUCCUCGUGGACUACGCGCCUGUGCGCGGGCCACACGGCCUCGAGACGUCGACGCUGGGGCUGCAGUUCGAGGUGCUGCCUGAGCACAUGCAGCACGGCGUGCUGUCCUUCAGGUGCACCGCCACCAUCGCCUCCGUCUACUACAACGAGACAAGAGUGGAUGUCAGGGCGCUGCUCAGUCCCAACCCAAGCUCCCUCAACGGCAGGGAGAAGCUCACGGGGAGCAGUGGCAGCAGCACGACGAGUCUACACCCACCACUACGGUGGUGGGGGAACGAAUUCACCACUCUCGUCCUCAUCCUCAUCACCCAGAGAUAAUGCACUUCAUCACACAUGAAAACUAAGCUGCGUUCAUGAACUUUCCCGUCGAAGUUGCGCUCUACGGUCCGUCGUAAUUUAAGUUCCGGUAAUUUAGCAUCUAGAUUAAAGAGGAAUAAUUGGGAUUUUCCCGAGACCCCUUUUCUUGACAAGAUAUUCCCUGCUUGAAAUUUCAGUUACAUCAUUAGCAUCGAUGGUAGUUAUUGUUGUCCGGCGAGUACUGACGCCUUCCGAGUUCUAUCUAAC